AUGUCAUCUGAACUUGAACCGCAUAUAUUGAAACGUUUUGAAAUUGAAAAGAGAAUAGGAAAAGGAGCCUACGGUAUUGUCUGGAAAGCAAUCAAUCGUAAAACCAAAGAAGUGGUCGCAUUGAAAAAGAAUUUCGAUGCAUUUCGUAAUCAAACAGAUGCUCAAAGAACAUUUCGUGAAAUUGCAUUUUUACAAGCAUUCGGUAAUCAUCCAAAUAUUAUUGGAUUAUAUAAUGUCAUAAGAGCGGAAUGUGACAAAGAUAUUUAUCUGGUAUUUGAAUAUAUGGAAACCGAUUUACACAAUGUUAUACGUAAAGGGAAUAUUCUGAAAGAUAUACAUAAACAAUAUAUUAUGUAUCAAUUGUUUAAAGCCACAGCAUAUUUACAUUCAGGUGAAGUGAUUCAUCGUGAUUUAAAGCCUUCAAAUGUUCUCUUGGAUUCUGAUUGUUCAGUAAAAUUGUGUGAUUUCGGUUUAGCACGUUCAUUGAAAGGACGUAGUAAAUGUGAAAAUGGCAGUGGGAAAAUCAAUUGUAAAACAUUGUUGCCUGCAUUAACUGAAUACGUCGCUACUCGAUGGUAUCGUGCACCGGAAAUUCUCUUAGCAUGUCAUGAUUAUACUAAAGGUGUUGAUAUAUGGAGUUUGGGAUGUAUAUUGGGUGAAAUGUUGAUUGGUACACCAUUGUUUCCUGGUACAUCCACUUUGGAUCAAAUUGGGCGGAUUAUUGCUGGAUUGCCAAAGUUGAGUAGAGAAGACAUGGAAAGUAUCAGAAGUCCUUAUAGUAUUUCAAUUUUAGAAAAAACACAUAUCAAACGUCGUCCAUUAGAGCAUAUAUUAAAAAAUGCAAAUAAAACUGUAAUGGAUUUAUUGAAUCAAAUGAUUAAUUUCAAUCCACAUAAACGUAUAGAUGCUUUACAUGCACUGAAACAUCCAUAUGUUCGCAAUUCGUUUAGAAAAUCAUUAUCUUCAUCUAAUUUAUCCCUGCCACAUUCAUCCUCACCAUUGUUGUCAGCUACUACAUUAAUUAAGAAUAAAUUUGAUCAAUCGAGCAAUAAUUUACUACAAUCUAAUCAAUCAUUAUUGCAUCAUUCUCAUGAUAGUUAUCAAUAUGCACAACAACAAACAACACUGAACAAUAAUUCAAUGUUGAAUUUUAAUUCAAAUGAACAAUUAAAUACCAAUGGUACAAUGAAUAACAACAGCUCAUUGAAUGAAAUGAAACAUCCAGAAACUCUAAUCAAUAAAUCUGAUCAACACUUUGACAAUUCAUCUCGUAAAACAUUGAUAUCAAUCAAUAAUAGAAUGAAUCAUUUAUUAACGCCUAAUUGUUCAACGUCAACAGCGGUAACCAUAGCAACGUCAUCAUCAUCAUCAUCAUCAUCAUCAUUAGACUGGUUAAAAUAUCAAUCUUCUACAUCGAUUAAAACAAAACCAUCUUUAUUAUCAACAGUCACUUCAACAUCAUCAUCAUCAUCGUCAACAUCACAUAAUUGGUUGAAUACAAAUGAUACUACUACUAAUACUACUCACACUAUCAAUGAACACAAUAAAACAAAAUUUACUACACUGAAUAAAAAUCAAAAAUAUAAUAAUAAUAAUAAUAAUAAUUUUAGUAAAUCAACAAAUAAUUUAUUUAAUCAUUUAAAUUCAUUGAAUAAUGAGAAUUCAUUGAACAGUGGACAUUUAACACCUAGUGCACAAAUUCAAACAACAAUAACAACAACAAUGAAUUUAAAUAAUAAUGAACAAAGCUCUAAAAGUAUAUCAGAAAAUAAAAUCAAUGAGUUGGAUGUACAAAAUCGACGAUUUGCUUCAGCUCCUUUAUUUUCUGCACCUUUAUUACCUGGUUGUGUAAUAAGAAAUCGACCAAUCAGUAAUACAACAUGUACAACUACUACUAUUACUACUAACAAUUCUUCUACUACUACUACUACUAGUAAUAUAUUUAAUUCAACUAAAUUUAAUUCAAAAUCAUAUUUAAUCGGUUCAAAUACUACUACUACUACUACUACUACUGGUGGUUCAUCAUCAUCAGUGAUACGAUUACAUUCAUCUAGUGAUUUAGAUAAUUUAUUUCAUGAUUAUAGACUACGUAGAACAUCAAAAAGUACAACGAUCAAUGAAACACUAUCAUCCAGCUGUAUUUCUUCCAGCGGUAACCAUGGUAACAAUAAUCGUUAUAAGAAUAUUGAUCAUCAUCAUCAUCAACAACAUUAUCGUCAACCGAAUACUCAUACUAACUUAACACAAUUUUAUCAUGUAAAUGCACAAUUGAAUUUCAGCGGAACUAAUGAUCAGUACAAUGAUUUAGGAAAAUCUUCCUUGAAGUGUAAACCAAUGACAGUAAUCACUACAACGACAACAGUAAGCAUACCGGCAUCUACUAUACUAAACACUGUCAUUGAGUCUUCAAGCAAUUCAAGAAUACAUUUAAACACAAAUAAUAAUCAAGUAAAUCACGUUAUUCGAACAAAUUUCCCAUCUGAUGGAACAACAACCAGUGAAGUAAAUAUUUGUGCAAAAUCAUAUCCCACACUUUUACCAUCUACUAAUUUAGGAUUUCAAUUAAACAAUACUACAUUGAAUAAAACAAAAAGUUCCAAUUUAAAACAACCACAUUUAAAUAUGCCUUCUAAGUUAGAUUGUACAAACAAAUCUAGUCUUGAUACAUUGACAAACAUACAAUAUACACCAUUUGUAAGUCGUAAUAGACAACGUUUAAUACCACAACAUUUAUUAUCACGUUUAAAAUCACUUAAAGAAAUUAAUAAUGGAGAAAAUCAUUAA
Messenger RNA from Schistosoma turkestanicum, 2784 nucleotides. Lineage: Eukaryota; Metazoa; Platyhelminthes; Trematoda; Strigeidida; Schistosomatidae. The record is from the annotation of a GenBank genome assembly.